Molecule: messenger RNA, 520 nt
Organism: Halteromyces radiatus
Lineage: Eukaryota; Fungi; Mucoromycota; Mucoromycetes; Mucorales; Cunninghamellaceae
Product: Spt4/RpoE2 zinc finger-domain-containing protein
Exons: 4
Coding region: 87-437 (116 amino acids)
Biological process (GO): regulation of transcription elongation by RNA polymerase II; positive regulation of DNA-templated transcription, elongation; mRNA processing
Cellular component (GO): DSIF complex; nucleus
Molecular function (GO): RNA polymerase II complex binding; zinc ion binding
Source: RefSeq, a predicted model, not a curated record
AAAAAAAAAAAAAAAAAAAAACCUUUUCUCUUUUCUCUCUUUCCACUUGAUCACAUUUCAUCUUUUAUUAUACAUUUAUCAUUAUCAUGUCUCAAGUAUUACCUCUCGAUAAAAAACAACUACGGGCAUGUUUAUUAUGUUCACUAGUGAAGAAUGCUGCUCAGUUUCGACAAGAUGGUUGUGAAAAUUGUGAAGAUAUAAUGCAGAUGCGUGGAAGUACGGAUAGAGUAUUGGAAUGUACUAGCUCCAAAUUUGAAGGUGUGAUAUCUAUGAUGCAACCAGCUGAAAGUUGGGUAGCAAGAUGGCAAAGAGUGGAGAAAUUCACACGUGGAGUAUAUGCUAUUAGAGUCUAUGGACGAAUACCAGAGGAUGUAGAGGAUGAAUUGGAUCGACGAGGAAUAGAAUAUAGACCAAGGGAUGGUUCUGUCAAGGAAUAAUUUUAUUUUAUUUUGUUAUUUUUUUUUUUUUUUAUGUACAUACCUUUGUUUUUUUUCAAUAAAGCAAAAAAUAGAAAACUUUU